AUGUCCGAUCCUCUCUCUGUAGCCAGUUCUGCUGUGGGUAUUAUAUCUCUCGGCCUGCAGGUCUGCGGCGAGAUUGUUUCGUUUUGCCAGGCAUGGCGGGGUUUCAACGAAGAUAUCCAAAACAUCGCUGAAAAGGCCGAUGGGCUUCGUAUGCCACUGAGAACCUUGAGGCAACUGAUCGAAGACUUCCGUACAAUCGACCCCACUAUUGCCAGUGACCUUGAAAAUAAGGCAAUGAGCAUUGAACGAGCGAUAAAACGGCUCAAGACAGCGACAGAUCGAUACGCAUCUACCACAUCCGACACAGACUCUUUCAGAUUUCAGCUGAAAAAGGCUGCAUAUCCCUUUAAGAAGCAAGGGUUGCGUGACAUGGCAGGUGAUCUGGAUAGCGUCCAGGCUGUGCUCCAGACGGCGUUACAGAUGUAG
This is a messenger RNA of Penicillium samsonianum, 426 nucleotides long. RefSeq lists its product as uncharacterized. The transcript has a single exon. Bases 1 to 426 code for a protein of 141 amino acids. Lineage: Eukaryota; Fungi; Ascomycota; Eurotiomycetes; Eurotiales; Aspergillaceae. The record is from RefSeq and is a predicted model, not a curated record.